This is a messenger RNA of Xiphophorus hellerii (green swordtail), 621 nucleotides long. RefSeq lists its product as uncharacterized. The record is from RefSeq and is a predicted model, not a curated record. Lineage: Eukaryota; Metazoa; Chordata; Actinopteri; Cyprinodontiformes; Poeciliidae. Gene Ontology annotation, molecular function: RNA binding; zinc ion binding; double-stranded DNA binding. The coding region runs from base 1 to 621 and encodes 206 amino acids. The transcript has 3 exons. Gene Ontology annotation, biological process: activation of innate immune response.
AUGUUCAAUGAGACUGUCAGUGCUGAAGACAUCUGUAUGUGGCUGGGUAGAUACUGCACUGUGAGAGGCCAGGCUAUGAAGGUGCGGGAUGUGGACGGCAUCUGGAACUGUGCUUGGCGGGUCCCCAUUAAACAAUGGGAAGACCCCCAAGGCUUCCAGGGCCUGAAGCAUCUCCCCUCAAUGAUGGUCCUGGGGGACAACAGAGGCUACAUUCACUAUCAAGGCAAACUGUGCCGGAAGUGCGGCGAGCAUGGUCAUCUGGCCGAAACUUGUGAAAAAGUAUUCUGCGGUCUCGUUCCUAGACUUGGCUCACCAAUCAACCCCGGAGGACCCAAACAAGGUGCGACGACCGGGAGAGGUCUGUGGAAACUCAACCGCUCCCUGCUGGAGGACCAGGUUCUGGUCGGCCAGUACCGGGAGCGGUACCACGAGUGGCAGACCCUCCAAGACCUGUACGAAACACGAGCACAGUGGUGGGAGAUGGUGAAAGGUAGGACCCAGACUUUCUUUAGACAAGCAGGGAAAAAGAAAAAGGAGAAAGAACAGAGAUGCAUGAUGGGGCUGCAAAAAAGAUUACAAAGAUAUUACUUUUUAAACCAAAAGGGAAUGGAUUUUAAUUAA